This is a messenger RNA of Drosophila eugracilis, 4762 nucleotides long. RefSeq names its product transcription factor che-1 (gene l(3)neo38). Lineage: Eukaryota; Metazoa; Arthropoda; Insecta; Diptera; Drosophilidae. The record is from RefSeq and is a predicted model, not a curated record. Gene Ontology annotation, cellular component: nucleus. Gene Ontology annotation, molecular function: RNA polymerase II cis-regulatory region sequence-specific DNA binding; DNA-binding transcription factor activity, RNA polymerase II-specific. The transcript is spliced from 5 exons. The coding region runs from base 1224 to 2573 and encodes 449 amino acids. Gene Ontology annotation, biological process: regulation of transcription by RNA polymerase II.
AGAAAAACUUCCACCCUCAAAGCGGCACACAGAGCACAUACAGACAAUCGUACAAACACACAGCGAACUAAUACAAACAUGUAAGAAUGCUGCAGUCGUGCAGUUGGAUGGUAUGCGACCAGUUUGCUACUUAGUAAAUGCGGAGGACCCAUGAAAUAUAACCUCAAAACAUUUACUUAUAUUGAAUUAAUUUGAGAGUUAUUUAAUUCGGUGACAAAUUGAUUUACAUAAAUAUUUAAACAAGAAAUUUUUUAUUUCAUUUUUACUCUCCAAAGUAAUGAAAAAGGACAUUUAAAAUUAUUGAACUAACCAGGUGAUAAAGGAUAAAUAAGAGUGCCAUUACCAACCGAACAAAAGAAUAAUAACCUAUCCAAACUAAGCAAAGAGCAGGGGUGUCUCAAUCCCUAUAUACCCUGCAUGCCCCUGGGCACUGUCACUGUCAUUUGCGUCGCAGCGCUGCCGCCGUCCGCGUCCGCGUCGCUUUGCCUGGUCUGGCCUGGCCCAGUGUUUCCGCUUUCUUUCGCCUCGUUGUAAUGUUACUUUUAGUUUGAUGUCGGAGCCUCGACGAGCCGGUCGUAAGCGAAAUCGUAAGCGAGACUUUAGUGCGAUUCCGCUCCGUUCCGCCGGGGUGUGUGUGCGUGUUCGUAGUUCGAGUUGAGUCGAGAAUCAGUACCAGAAUCAGAAUCCAGUGGAAUCGAGAAUCGAAACCGAAAGUGGUUCUCCGCGUGUGUGCGAGUGAGUGAGUGUUGUGUUUUGGGCCCGCUUUUCUGCUUUUCUACCCCCGAAAAAGCAAAGCACAGCAUAAAACUGUGCGCUAGUACGCGCGUUCGAGUCUACUGUAUGUGUGUGUUGUUGUGUGUGCUUGUGGCGAGUGCUGCUAGUGUGUGAGUGUAUGUGUGGCAAGGGAAAAAAGGAGGCAAAGAAAAGAAAACCAACCCCCUACCAGCGGCGGCGGAGAACAGGAAAACAACAACAACAACAGUAGAAAGCACACCACCACUACUUCCACCAUCACCAUUAUUACUGCCACCACCCACUCUUCGUCAUCGUUUCGCGUUGUGCAGAAAAGAAUCACAAAUAAUAGAAAUAAAAAACCGAUCGAGUUUAUAGUGCUAAAACCGAUUUUAAGGAUAAUCUUGCAAAAAUAAAUAAAAGAGGGCCUCUUGAGGCCCCCCAAAAAUAACAAAGAAUACAAUUCCCCCGCCGAUCAUCCCGAUCCUGUCAUGAUGAACUUCUCCGCGUUCGGCGGUCCCUUUUCCGGCAUUCACCAAUUUGCCGCUAAAUUCGACGCCCAGACGCCAGGCGCCUUUGGCACGCCCCCCACGGCCGCCGCAAAUGCAGCAGCCGCUGCGGCAGCGGCCGGCACCGAUAACCAUGUGCAGCGCUAUCAGACCAAUGGCAAUCACUUUAAUCAGAAUGUGCCCAACGUUUCGGCUGCCAACAAUAUGCAAUAUGGCCAGAAUAUAUCCAUACCGUAUUCACAGCCGCAGGGCGAUCUGAACUUUCUCAAUGCAGCCGCUGCGGCCGAUCAUAAGGGUAAAAUCCAUCCAAAAAUCGAACGUGACCGGGAAGAAGUCCUCAACCAGCAGAUCCUGCAAAAUGUCAACCAAUCCUGGCAGACGUUGGCCAAUACGGCCAACACGGUGGACUACUCGUCCCACCUGCUCUCCGCCACACUGCCCAUCUCUAUACAGCACUUCCUCAAGUACUCGGAGACCAUCAAGAAGGAGUCCACUGGCGAUGUCCUGAAGAAUGGCACCAACUUAGCCAGUCUGGCGUUGGGGGGCGUGGCUCUGACGCCCAGCAAUAAUGGGGCAAACGGCGGCCAUCAUAACGGACUGGUGGGCAUGGACCAUGGCGGUCACAUGACCAACAUGACGGACGCCAAUGGAACGGCGUUGACGAAUGGAGCUAGUAAUGGGGUCAAUGGCAAUGCCAAUGGAACUGUGACCAAUGGUGGCGCAGGCGCGGUUUCCAGUACCGGAUCAGUGGGUACCACGAAUGCCAGUGGCGGCACGGGCACGGCGACCGGCAAGAAGACCAAAAAGAAGAAACCACCAAAGGAGAAGAAGCCGCGCCCAAAGCCGGGUGAGAUCCGCGAGACGAAGGCGCUAGAUGGCUCAACGCUCUACUGCUGCCCGGAAUGCCAGAUGGCCUAUCCGGAUCGCAGCCUCAUCGAGCAGCAUGUCAUCUCGCACGCCGUGGAGCGACGUUUCGUCUGCGACAUCUGCAAUGCGGCACUGAAGCGCAAGGACCACCUGACCAGGCACAAGCUAUCCCACAUACCGGACAGGCCUCAUGUUUGCAAUAUCUGCAUGAAGUCCUUCAAGCGGAAGGAGCAGCUCACUCUGCACAUUGUCAUCCAUUCCGGCGAAAAGAAGCAUGUAUGCAUUGAGUGUGGAAAAGGUUUCUAUCGCAAGGAUCACUUGCGCAAGCACACGCGAUCGCACAUCGCCCGACGGGUCAAGUCGGAGGUGUCGGCGCAGAAUGUGAAUGGAUCCACCGGCGGAGGUGGUGGUGGCGGCGGCGGAGGCGGCAACAGUGCGCAGAGCAAUGCGCUGCACGGCUCCUGAGGAUCGUACAAGGACUUCUGGUAAACUCCCAGACGAAUUUCAAGCCAUAAUGGGUAGCCCAAUUGCUGCCGGCGGCGGACAGUUAUAGAACUGACUACGGCCGGGAGCAGUAGAGCUGCCUUUGAAAUUCGCUGGGGGCUUACCGGGGGUCCUGCUGAGCGUCACCCAACUCCAAUUACAAUAACCCUCAAUAAACACGAGUUAUACUUACUGGAUGCAAGUAUUAGUACGAUUUUGUUUACGACACUUUCAGUUCUUUAGCUUUAGUUCUUUCAGUUGAGAUUUUCGCACAAAACAAACAGUCGAGCAAAAAGUAUAGCAAUCGAAAUGUACAAAUCAGCAGAAUGACAGAUUUAAAUUCGAGUUUAGUAUGCGCAUAUGUUAAGAAAGGGAAGAUAACGCCGCUUCCACGUCGCUUUCGUUUCUUUUUUGGGGAUCUGUGAUCUGUAGUCGCUGCAUAAAUAAAAACUAAAAUGAAAUGAAAUGAAAUGAAAUGAAUUGAGAAAAACAAACGAAACGAUCGUAGGCGGUCGGUCGACAGCUGUUCUAAGAAUAAGUUAAUAAUGUCUGCAAACCGAUUUACUAUAUAUAUGUGCAAUUUUAUAAUCCUUUUGAUUUGCCUUUUUGUUGCCCUUGGCGGCGCUUUUGUUCACUACAUUAAAUGAUUAAAUGUGUUUCCCAUUUGCGGGAAAUUCUUAUUGAAUUAUGCACAUUAUUAAGGAAGUAAGAAGCUCUACAAGCGAAAUUUGUACUUCUAGUCUUGUAUUUUAUUUUACCGCAUAGGCAUAGAGGGAAACCCGAAACGAGGUCAUCUAAUCUUAAGCUUUUAAACUUGAAUGUUCAAAGGAAAACAACAAAAAAAAAAAGAAAGAAGAAAAACCUUCGACUUCGACUUGAGUCGUCACACCAAAACACUAGACAGAAAGCCGCAAUACGAACUUGCAUCUUGGCAUGCCCAACUUCCAGCCAUUGUCAUUGCUUGCAACUGCAAUAUCCAACAGUAUACCUAUAUCCAGCUUACCAAUCAAUACCGAUACUGAUUACUGAUUACUGAUUACUGAUUACUGAUAACUGAUAACCACAAAUAGCGUUAAGAGCCACAUAUACAGCAGCAAUAGCCAUAUAGGAUCGCAGAAAACAGAUAGCAGAUAGCACGGGUCAACAAUCCAGCAACAGAAUCGCUAAGAACAUAAAACAAAUGCAAUUGCAGAUGCAACAGCAGCAGCAACAGCAAUAGCAACAAUAACCGGAUAAAAUAACUGUAUAAAAGGAUAUUUUUAUAUAUAUAAAUACAAAAGAGAGAGCAUAUGAAAACCGAAUAGGAAUAAAGGCAUAAAACAAUAACCGAAAUAAAGUGCAAACACUUCGAGCAAGUGACAACGUAAUUUACUGUUCAAAUACAAAGCAUUUUGAGAUUAACGAUUAACGAUUAACGAUUAAACUAAACGAUUAAAAACAGAUCCAAAAAGCAUACACAUAGCAAUGCAGUAUAUUGCAAAACACUUGUAUAGUUAUACGAAGCUUCAAACUAAAUAUGCUAACCUACAGAUACACACAUAUAGAUACGGAUGCAGAAUCAGAAUCAGAUACUGUAAAGCGAACACUCAACCAACCACCGUUUGUUUCUUUCUUAACUUCUUUGUUUCGAUUAAUCAUUUCGAAAAUGGCCCACUGAUCUCGAACUUCAAGCUAUAUUUGAUUCCAAAUCGAAUCGGAAUGGUUAUUGUUUCACAUUCCAAGUAAAAGCACAUUUUAAAGACCUUUAAAUCAAGUAUUACCACUGGAUCUAAGGCACAACACUUAAAGUAACUGAAAAAAUGUUAUUUUCAAAUCGUAAUUUCUUAGAAGUUUGAGCCAGAGCGACAUUUCCAAGCAUUUUUCACAUUCAAAAGAUAUUUUCCGGCACAUCUCUCACGAACAAAAUAAAAUGUACUUAAUCAGAAAAGUAACCUCUCAGCUUGGUGCCGAAAAACUUGUGUAUUUAUUCGAUUCGGUACCAGCCAGUUCGGAUUUACAGUAGUUUACAGUGCGGAACGUAAUUGAAACACUUGCAGUGAAGUACAAAUAUUUUAACUACACACCCACAAGAGAAGAAGCACCCACAACAGCAAAUUACAUAUAGACAAGUAUAGAACGCGAAGAUGUAUUAGCCAAAAAAAAAAAAAAAGAAACAAAAAUUAAUGGAAAAA